AUGUCAUUUAUAAGAAGGAAUACAGCACCUCCUCCAACUCUACCAGUACACAAUGGCCAUUCCCGAAUUGCAUCCAGGUACUUUGGCUGGGUAGCCACAGCUACUUCCGUUAUAUGGACUGAGCAAGAUGAAUGGAAGAAGCAGUACAAGAUGGCCAAGUACUCAGCUUCAGAGCACAACAAACCAUUUACCGAGAUGCUUAGAGAAAGGAAUGGCUAUGACUGCCCAGAGGUCUCGUUUGUAAUGGAUAGGCAUCCGUCAACUCGUGGAGAACACGAAACAUUAUGUGUUGAAGCGUUCACCCAGGGUGCUGAUUGGGUUCUUCUUGGCAAUGACCCAACUACAACUCGAGGUCAUCAACUAGCAAAUGUGGAGGAGCCCAAAGCCUGGAUAUCGGAUCGAAACUAUUGGCUUCUUAGGGACGCUGCGGCCGACCCUCUCCCGUAUGAGAAUAUACUAGGUCGUCAUGAGUUCUAUAAGGUCUUACAGAACGAGCGGUUUCGUGAGGGUCCAUUAGGAGAGAUGAUUGGCCCCAUCCGGCAUCUAUUUGUCAGUAAUCCGGAUGGAACAAGCGUUAUGUCAAUCUUGAAGACAGCAAACCAAUUUCAAGCCCCUGCUCUUCAUGAUCUUUUUGCAAACUACAUUACAACAAGUCCAACUCCAAGCAUCAAACUGAAAGUCUCUGACUUCUGGAACACCAGUUACGUUAUCAGCUUUGCUUUACCAUUUUAUGCGAUUGGUCUUAGCGGAAAGCAGGAUAGACGUACUCUUCAUGACCCUAAAUCCAUGUUCCGUGCUCGCUACACCCUGGAUUCUUUGAAUAUACAGGAGCUGCGUCGACUUCUAGGAUACUCAGAAGACUCCCCCUUAGAAGGAAAACUAGUACUACACGAGGGAGUGUAUUCGUUUGCCACGACCGGUGUGACUGAGGAGCAUUGGACGGCGUAUUGCUUUGAUGAUGAUUUCUAUGAAAGUGAACCACGGCUACUAGAGGAAGGAGAAGAACUCGAGAGCUCCGAAGGCACCAGAGACGGCGGUCCCCGCAGGAAUCUCAACCCUUCAAACAAGCACGACUGGAAGAUAUUCCCUGAACUAUUGAGCAAGGUGAUAUUUUACAAUACGAAAAACGUCGAAGAAAUCGAGAACUUCCUGGCGAAUGAUGUCCAGUUGAGCUCAGCCGGAGUACCUCAAGGGGAGCUCUGGCAGAGUCUACGAAGCGAUGUCAAAGCUAUCAAGGCUUUACGCGCAAUUGAUGGAAAACUGAAAGAGCUACGGGACGUUGGAGACAAGCUUGAGGAGACAAAAAGAUCAUUUAAGGAACUCAGGCGUGAAAGGAAGCUCGAUCGUGCAGAUGAACAGCAAAGCAGAGAUGAAAGAGCCAAAGAGUUUGCGGUUGCAGCAGUUUCAUUUGCCAUCCUGUCCUUGAUUGCUCAAGUUUACAGUGGAAAGCCGCAGAAAGGCGAUGAAGCAUCCUGGCCCGGAUACCUCUUUCUUGUGGCAUCUUUUAUCGUUAUAUGUAUAGCGGGCAUAUUGUAUAUGCUCCGAAAACAUGUUGCGUAUUACAGUAAAGCGCUGGGGGCAAAACUCAAUGGACUUCUGAGGAUGGCGAGGCUGGGUCUACGGUACGAUACAGUGAUUCGUUUGGCAACAAGAGUUUUGGGUUGGACAUGGCACCAGUCUGGAUUUGGAUUCUUUGUCGGUGUCUUGAAACAGCGUUUGAGAAGAGAAGAACCAGGACUCCCUGUAUAA
Molecule: messenger RNA, 1749 nt
Organism: Fusarium poae
Lineage: Eukaryota; Fungi; Ascomycota; Sordariomycetes; Hypocreales; Nectriaceae
Exons: 7
Coding region: 1-1749 (582 amino acids)
Source: RefSeq, a predicted model, not a curated record